Molecule: messenger RNA, 156 nt
Organism: Tuber aestivum (summer truffle)
Lineage: Eukaryota; Fungi; Ascomycota; Pezizomycetes; Pezizales; Tuberaceae
Source: the annotation of a GenBank genome assembly
GGGGUUGCCUGCGUCGUUCGGGGUGCUUUGGGCUCGGGUCUUCCCCGUGCCCUCCAGGCCGCCUUCUUGAAGAUUGUUCAGAGAGAAACAGAGGACCUUGGUCGACAGCUGAAACCAAGGGAAAUUCAAACCCUUUAUGAAGCAGAAUAUCACCUC